ACGUCCGAGGUUGCUCGCGAGGCGAGAUGCAAUCGUUAUAAUUACUUCCGAAUUAAAACUCCUUUAGCGGGAAUAGGUGCUCCAAUUUAUCAUCGCCCCGGACAAUCCCGGGUCGACGAUUUCACCGAUGGAACUGAUCUUUCAUCAGUGGCAAGUCCAGUCAGGGGAAUAAUGACGUAUCGAAAACUUGGCCGAGCAACACGGAUGAUGCAAGUCCUCCUCUCUGUAUAUAAAAGGGAAGUGUCGUGUCAGUUUUCAAGUAUAGUCAAGUUCAGUCGCUCGCGCGGUCCGACUUAACCGUCGCUUUGGAUUAGGAGCCUCGUCUGAAAUUAAUUUAAACCAUCCCAUUUUGGAGUAGUCAUGGCCGACUCGGUGUUCCGCACCCGUUCUCUGGGAACCGCAGCGGAAGGUUUGAGAGACCAAUAUGCUGACGGCAAAGCCGCCAAAGUCUGGGAAGUCUUCAUAGGCGACAAGAAGGAGAGGACGCAGAAUUACAGGGACUUCUUGGUGGGUCUCCUGAGGGAAAAAGGAUGCCGCCGAAUCCUGGACGUGGCCUGCGGAACGGGAGUGGAUUCCGUCAUGCUACUCGAGGAAGGAUUUGAGGUCGUCAGCGUGGAUGCGUCCGAUAAGAUGCUGAAGUACGCCCUGAAGUCCAGAUGGGAACGGCGGAAAGAAGUCGCCUUCGAUAACUGGAUAAUCGAGGAGGCUAAUUGGCUGACACUGGCAGAUGACAUCAGUGACAUCAUAGGCGAUGGUUUCGACGCUGUCAUUUGCCUGGGUAACAGCUUCGCUCACAUGCCCGAUUCUUUCGGCGACCAAAGGGAGCAGAAACAAGCAUUCCGGAAUUUCGAGCGCUGUGUAAAGCCUGGUGGCCUGUUACUGAUAGAUCAUAGGAAUUACGAUUACAUCAUUUCCACGGGAGAUACACCGUCAAAGUGCAUAUACUACAAUAGUAAGCACAUGACCGACAUAAAAACCUCCGUCCUGUACGUGUGCGGCAAGCCCACCAUCGUUACCCUGGAUUACAUGAUAUCCUUGGAUAAUCAGGGAAACGUGGAUGUCAGCGAAUUCCGUCUGUCAUACUACCCUCACCGGCUGAACGUGUUUCGCAAUAUGAUCUCCCAAGCCUUCGAUUUCCGAGCCAAACACACCAUCUACGGAGAUUUCAAACCUCUCGACGAGAUCCAGAGUCCCGGGUUCUAUAUCCACGUGUUAGAGAAGCCUAUGUAGGGCCCCGCGUGGAUUCCUCUGUAAACAAAAAAUACGUUAUCCUUGAUAAGGAACUUGAAUCAUCGGGGCAAGAAGUCAUCACUGCGAGGGUUCUCCGAGGAGGGACAGGAAGAACCAGGAAGCAUCUGCACGGAUGCAUUCCCCGGGAAAAGAAUCACUGUCAAUGCCGAUUGACGAAUUAUCUAUUGACUUUACGUAUCCACUUUUUAUUUCUUACUCGCCAAUCGGGCCCAGAUAUUCUUUAUAGUAGGCGCGUGCAUUGCCGAAGACGAUCUCGAAGAGCUCGGCAGGAUUCCUUUUGCGAGAUUAGUACCUAUCUUCAUUACCGAAGCAUUUCGACUUCACGUUACGAAAAUACAGCCGCGAUAAUAGGGUAGGUUUGCGGUAAAUCAGUGCAAGACCUUUGUCCUUGAUAACGCGUCUUGACGUUAUUGUAUACACUUCGAGGAUGUUUUUGGCCAUAAAAUAUAAUACACGAAGAAGCAAAAAA
Orussus abietinus is the source of this 1720-nucleotide messenger RNA. It is a transcript of the gene Gnmt, whose product is annotated as glycine N-methyltransferase. The transcript has 6 exons. Gene Ontology annotation, cellular component: cytosol. NCBI's taxonomy places the organism in Eukaryota, Metazoa, Arthropoda, Insecta, Hymenoptera, Orussidae. Gene Ontology annotation, biological process: protein homotetramerization; regulation of gluconeogenesis; S-adenosylmethionine metabolic process. The record is from RefSeq and is a predicted model, not a curated record. Bases 361 to 1230 code for a protein of 289 amino acids. Gene Ontology annotation, molecular function: glycine N-methyltransferase activity; identical protein binding; glycine binding.